UAAAGCAUUUUAAAAACUUUAAUUGUCAUGGACAUGAUUGACUCUUUCAUAUUUAUCGACGAGGGCACACAGCAAAUAAGGUUCGUGAUGCAUCCUAUUCUCAGUCAAACCUGGCCCAUAAAUCACUUGUGUAUGUUGUAGGUCCACAGUAAACGUGUCGCACAUUUGCACGUCAUGGCCGAACCUGCUUGGUGGAAACUGACCUUCUUGAAGAAGAAGUCGGCUGAGUCCAAGGUCCUGUAUGAGAUCCCAGCAGAAUACAGCAGCAGUAAUGGCAAAAAGGAUCUCUCCAGCCCUCCUCUUUACACAGAUAAUACAGACAAACAGCUCGAUACCAGACUGGAAAAGCUAAUGGACAAGUCUGCCACUAAGGGUCGUCAUGUCAAAGUCUCCCACUCUGGCCGCUUCAAAGAGAAGAAGAAGAUUCGAGCCUGUCUGUCAGAAAAUCCCAGUAUUUUCCCAGAGUACAACAGGACAGAUGAGAACCAUGUGGUCGACUAAUAACACACAGACACACACAGACACACACACACACACACACAGACAGACAUAGACACACACACACACACACACACACACACACACACGUUUGAUAAUUAGCAUUGACAUAGUAUACAGUACACGGGGGUAGAAUGACAACUGAAACAUUGCUGAAGAAAAUUUUACAAAUGAUUUUUAUCUCUUUACUCUAUGGAUUAGAACUUCCAGCAACUCUAGAAUUUUUUUUUUUUUUUUUUACGGUUUUGGAAGUUUUCACUUGUUAGCAUAUCUGACAAUUUCAUUAUAUGUUGCUUACUCAUUGUGAGCCAUAUGACAAUUUGUUCUCAAAAUUUACUUAAUGAAAUGUACCAAAUUCACUUAAUCAAUAACAGAUUUUUAUAUAUUAUAUUAUCAAAUUAGUUAGGAUGAUGCUUAGUGGUAUGCUUGUUGAAAAUCAGUGAUAUGAGUUACCACUGGUAACAUGAAACUAGGAAAAAAGGAUUCACUUUUAGUUCUAGUAAAAUGAUUUUGGCUAUACAAUGCACAAAGAAUAUAGACCAAAUAGUAUAUUGGCAAAAGUGAGCCUUUAAAAAAAAAUGCUUAGAGUACAUCUACUUUGUUGUUAAUGUUGCCUAAUUUGCAGACCUCAAAUGUGCCUAGUAAAAGUUUAAAAAAGAUUAUUUGACAACAUAAAAUUUCCAACACUAUGACUGGAAUAUACAACAUGAGUUCUCAUCUG
Electrophorus electricus (electric eel) is the source of this 1219-nucleotide messenger RNA. RefSeq names its product proline rich 15 like b (gene prr15lb). The record is from RefSeq and is a predicted model, not a curated record. Lineage: Eukaryota; Metazoa; Chordata; Actinopteri; Gymnotiformes; Gymnotidae.